GCACUGCUUUGUCCGUGUAAAGCAUUUUGUGUUACGUAAUUGUCUGAUUGAUUGAGUUUAGUUACCGUUAGACAGAACUGAGCGAGCGAGUUUCCAGUCUUUAAGCUAAGCUGAGCUAAGCUAAGCUAAGCUAAAUGGCCAGUUGAUUAGUUGUAUGGGAACAGUCUCCUCAUGUACAGAAAACCCUGAUGGUACAUCUCUGAUAUAAAAGCAGCUGCGCAGACUUAAUGCAUCUCAUUUGAAAUCCUCUGCGGACCCUCGUCUGGACGCCUCUUUGGGAUCUUCUCAUUUGACUUUUCUAGAUUAAAACACACAUCAGUGUAAAACCAAGAUGAAAAAUAUUCCAUUGAUCUGCGCAGCGUUGACGGCAAUGGUGUUUGCUACAGGUGAGUCUUUGACCUGUGACACCUGCAAAAUGAAUAUCGCAGGUAAAUGCUUCUUCGGCUCGACUGAGGUCUGCCGCGACUCUCAGCCCAACUGCUACUGGGGGAAACUGGCGUUCAACGUCAGUAGCUUGAUGACCAUGAAUUCUCGAGGCUGCCUGGCUUCGUCUCAGUGCAACAAGACGGAAACUGGGAGCCUCCUGACGGCCGGAUACACCAUCACCAGGACCUGCUGCUCCACUGACCGCUGUAACGGAGCCACAUCUGUCCAGCUGCCUCUCACAGCUGCACUGGGAGCCGCCAUAAUAGCGUCUUGUACCCCAUGGGCUUUUUGAAAAAAAAAAAAAAACAACAUGGAAAAAUCUUAAUCAACCUUCUGUAAUUAAAGAAUUACAUUCAACUGUAAUGUCUUGUAGUGCAUAAAUGUGGGGUUUUCAGAGAGUGUAGACACAAUGUAUACAAUAAUGGUUUAAUCAUUAAAGGUGUCUUUAACUGUGU
Molecule: messenger RNA, 881 nt
Organism: Mugil cephalus (flathead mullet)
Lineage: Eukaryota; Metazoa; Chordata; Actinopteri; Mugiliformes; Mugilidae
Product: probable weak neurotoxin NNAM2I
Exons: 4
Coding region: 332-718 (128 amino acids)
Source: RefSeq, a predicted model, not a curated record